Messenger RNA from Morus notabilis, 3287 nucleotides. RefSeq names its product mediator of RNA polymerase II transcription subunit 16. Gene Ontology annotation, cellular component: mediator complex. Gene Ontology annotation, biological process: regulation of DNA-templated transcription. Lineage: Eukaryota; Viridiplantae; Streptophyta; Magnoliopsida; Rosales; Moraceae. The transcript has 13 exons. The coding region runs from base 276 to 3287 and encodes 1003 amino acids. The record is from RefSeq and is a predicted model, not a curated record.
UGGUGCCACACGAGCACGAGUCGGGCGAAUAGGAAAAACCCUAAAAAGAAAACAAAUUAAAGGCUCAGACAAAAGCCAAAACCCAAAUCGUCAUUCGUCACUCGUCACCCACUCACUCUCUCUCCUCCCUUUACCCCACUCUCUCUCUAACAUAACAGGAUAUCUGUCGCCCUCAAUUGCGACUUUCCCACCACUUUCUCUCUCUCCCCUUCUCUCUCUCUCUCUCUCUCAUCAAUUCUAUUGUGUAUAUAUAUAAAUUCUAGGUUUUUUCGGCUAUGAAUCAGAACCAAGUACCGGGCUCUAAGGACGCCGAGGAAGCCGAGCCCGCGGCUCAGUCUCUUGAGGAUUCCGACAAGGCCGACGCCGACGAAGACGCCGUGGAGACUCCAGCGGGCGAUCCCAUGGAGGAGGACUCCGUCAGCCCCGCCGCCGUCUUCUGCAUCCGGCUCAAGCAGCCCAGGUCCAAUUUGCUACACAAGAUGAGCGUCCCCGAGCUCUGUCGCAAUUUCAGUGCUGUUGCCUGGUGUGGGAAGUUGAAUGCUAUUGCUUGCGCAUCAGAAACGUGUGCGAGAAUUCCAAGUUCCAAUGCAAAUACACCAUUUUGGAUCCCCAUUCAUAUUGUCAUCCCAGAGCGACCAACUGAAUGUCAAGUGUUUAAUGUUGUAGCAGACUCUCCUCGUGAUUCUGUUCAGUUUAUUGAAUGGUCCCCUACAUCUUCUCCUCGUGCAUUACUAAUUGCUAAUUUCCACGGGAGGGUGACUAUAUGGACUCAGCCUUCUCAAGGUCCAACUAAUCUAGUACGUGAUGCUACCUCCUGGCAACGUGAACAUGAAUGGAGACAGGACAUUGCAGUUGUUACAAAGUGGUUAUCAGGGGUGUCUCCGUAUAGGUGGCUGUCCUCAAAAUCCAGUUCCACCUCAAAUUCAAAGUCAACUUUUGAGGAAAAAUUUCUUUCACAGCAUUCUCAAAAUUCAGCUAGGUGGCCUAACUUCCUCUGUGUUUGUUCCGUUUUCUCUUCUGGUUCUGUCCAACUUCAUUGGUCUCAGUGGCCUCCUAAUCAAAGUAGUUCUCCAGCAAAGUGGUUCUGUACGAGUAAAGGACUCUUGGGUGCAGGACCUAGUGGAAUCAUGGCUGCUGAUGCUAUCAUUACAGAUAGUGGAGCUAUGCAUGUUGCAGGUGUUCCAAUAGUAAACCCAUCUACUGUUGUUGUUUGGGAGGUGUCUCCUGGCCCGGGAAAUGGAUUUCAGACAAUUCCAAAGACAGCCACAAGCAAUGGAGUCCCACCUUCAAUCAAUCCACCUGCUUGGGCAGGUUUUUCUCCUUUGGCUGCAUAUUUGUUUAGCUGGCAAGAGUAUCUACUAUCUGAAACGAAGAAUGAAAAAAAGCAGACAGAUCCAAAUGUCAAUGAUGUUGUACAACUUCAUUGCUCUCCAGUUUCAAACUUUUCUGCAUAUGUUAGCCCUGAAGCCGCUGCUCAAUCUGCCACAACUACUACAUGGGGCUCUGGAGUUACUGCUAUUGCCUUUGAUCCAACACGUGGUGGUUCUGUGAUAGCUGUUGUCAUAGUUGAGGGACAGUACAUGUCCCCUUAUGAUCCUGAUGAGGGUCCUUCAAUAACGGGAUGGAGAGUGCAACGAUGGGAAUCCUCUGUGCAGCCUGUUGUUCUCCAUCAAAUAUUUGGAAAUCCAACUUCCAGUUUUGGUGGGCAAGCACCUAUGCAAACAGUUUGGGUAUCCAAGGUGGAUACAAGCAUACCACCAACCAAUGAUUUUAAGUUUCAUCAAGCAGCGGCUACAGGACCAACUUCCGAUGUAAAAAAGACAUCUGAUUCUAGUGUCGAGAAGGCAAAACGAGUUAGUUUUGAUCCGUUUGAUCUGCCAAGUGAUGUUAGAACACUUGCUAGAAUUGUCUAUUCUGCUCAUGGUGGUGAAAUUGCUGCUGCUUUUCUCCGAGGUGGGGUCCAUAUUUUUUCUGGCCCCAACUUUUCAGCUGUUGAUAACUACCAGAUAAAUGUUGGGUCUGCAAUUGCUGCUCCUGCGUUCUCAUCAACUAGCUGCUGCUCUGCUUCUGUUUGGCAUGACACCUGCAAGGAUCGUACCCUUUUGAAGAUUAUCCGUGUUCUUCCCCCUGCUGUGCCAAGCAGCCAAGAGAAGGCCAACUCAUCAACCUGGGAACGUGCAAUUGCUGAGAGAUUUUGGUGGAGCCUUAUGGUUGGAGUUGAUUGGUGGGAUGCUGUUGGUUGUACACAAAGUGCUGCUGAGGAUGGCAUCGUUUCAUUAAACAGUGUUAUAGCAGUCUUGGAUGCUGAUUUUCAUUCCCUUCCUUCAACCCAGCAUAGGCAACAGUACGGUCCUAGUCUCGAUAGGAUAAAAUGCAGACUUUUGGAAGGUACAAAUGCUCAAGAAGUUCGGGCUAUGGUUCUAGAUAUGCAAGCUAGGUUGUUACUAGAUAUGCUUGGGAAAGGAAUUGAAUCAGCUUUGGUAAAUCCUUCUGCUCUGGUGCCAGAGCCAUGGCAAGCAUCUGGUGAAACCUUGUCUGGCAUUGAUCCCGAAGCAAUGGCUGUUGAACCAGCACUAGCUUCUAGUAUUCAGGCUUAUGUUGAUGCAGUUCUUGAUCUAGCUUCACAUUUCAUUACACGCUUGAGGCGCUAUGCAAGUUUCUGUCGCACAUUGGCAAGUCAUGCUGUUACUGCAGGUGCUGGAAGUAAUCGCAAUAUGGUGGCUAGUCCUACUCAAAACGCUGCAUCUCCUGCGACAAAUCAGGGGGGGCAAAGUGGCACAACAAAUUCUACAGGAAGCACCCAGAUGCAAGCUUGGGUACAGGGUGCUAUUGCAAAGAUUAGCAGCACCACCGAUGGAGUAUCCAGUUCAGCUCCUAACCCAAUAAGUGGUCCAUCAUCUUUCAUGCCUAUUAGCAUUAACACUGGAACUUUUCCGGGAACCCCAGCCGUUAGGCUUAUUGGGGACUGCCAUUUCCUUCACAGACUGUGCCAGCUUUUACUUUUCUGUUUUUUCUUUCGGAGAGCACAGCUGCCUCGCUUUAGUGGCGGUGCACAAAGAAAUGCUGAUGCUAAUAUGCAAAAGCCUCAGGCUGGUCCUCCUGGUAAGGUAGAAGAAAUUGGUUCUGCUCCUGCAAAACCAUCAUCGGUAGUCAGACCAGAUGAAAAUCAGGCAGCCCGCGCUGGUCAGAUUAUUCCUGGAGCAAAAGGAGUUGAGGAGGGGACUGCUGGAAGGUCAAGAUUGGGUACUGGUAACGCUGGUCAAGGGUACACUUUUGAGGAGGUAUAA